Necator americanus (New World hookworm) is the source of this 447-nucleotide messenger RNA. RefSeq lists its product as uncharacterized. The transcript has 2 exons. NCBI's taxonomy places the organism in Eukaryota, Metazoa, Nematoda, Chromadorea, Rhabditida, Ancylostomatidae. Bases 1 to 447 code for a protein of 148 amino acids. The record is from RefSeq and is a predicted model, not a curated record.
AUGAACCGGCGAUGUCGCUUCCAUUUUCAUUUGAUUCUGAAUUCCAUAUUGCAGAAGAUGAAGCUGUUCGUCUUUCUUGUCUGCACCGCCGUGUUCUGCGUGAGAGUCUUGGAGGCGCAGCCACUACAUCGAUCUGACGACUCCCAUCUGAUGGUGAAAAGACCUGAGAGAGAUGGUAGCCGCUACGGACGUCUAGUCGACGACUCCCCUCUGAUGGUGAAAAGACCUGAGAGAGAUGGUAGCCGCUACGGACGUCUAGUCGACGACUCCCCUCUGAUGGUGAAAAGACCUGAGAGAGAUGGUAGCCGCUACGGACGUCUAGUCGACGACUCCCCUCUGAUGGUGAGAAGACCUGAGAGAUAUGACGGCAGCUACGGACGUCUAGUCGACGACUCCCAUAUGAUGGUGAGAAAACCUAGGAGAGGUCAUGUCAGGAACUACUAUUAA